Thecamonas trahens ATCC 50062 is the source of this 561-nucleotide messenger RNA. RefSeq lists its product as uncharacterized. The transcript has 3 exons. The record is from RefSeq and is a predicted model, not a curated record. Lineage: Eukaryota; Apusomonadida; Apusomonadidae. Bases 1 to 561 code for a protein of 186 amino acids.
AUGUCUGGCGGAGGUCUGGUGUGGACACAGGGCGCAUACAGCGACCUCCGGCGGAGCUUCAAUCUUGUCCGCGAGGCCAAGAGCGAGACCAUCGGCCUCUCGGAGCUCUCCGAGCUGGCAGCGGCCUUUGGCGCGAGCGUGAGUCCGACCGAUCUGGCCGAUUUCUUGGCGUUUAUGCAGGGCAAGGCGAUGGCCAACAGCGCGGCGGACGAGCUCGACUCGGCGUUUGCGGUCUUCUCCAAGGCUGCGAGCGGGGAUGCAGGCGGGGCGGCGGCGCUGGGUCCGUUUGCCGGCGAUGGUUCGCGGAGCGAGGUCGUGGAUCUUGCGCAGAUGGAGUCGGUGUUGACGCGCCUGGGCGGAGCGCGGCAGCUAAGACGCGACGAGGUUAGCGACUUUGCGGCAGCAGCGCGGGCGUGCGGCGGCGAGCUCUUCUCAUACCGCAACAUGGUGACGCUGAUGAUGACCGGCGUGCUCUCGCGCGAGCACGUGCGCCGGGAAACCAGCCAGAGACAUGUCCACGCCCGGGCGAUCGGCUACGGCGGGGCGGAAGCCGGCGCGUAA